Messenger RNA from Caenorhabditis remanei, 207 nucleotides. RefSeq lists its product as uncharacterized. Lineage: Eukaryota; Metazoa; Nematoda; Chromadorea; Rhabditida; Rhabditidae. The record is from RefSeq and is a predicted model, not a curated record. The transcript is spliced from 3 exons. The coding region runs from base 1 to 207 and encodes 68 amino acids.
AUGUGGCCAAAAUCUGCUGGAGGAAUGACAAAACGGGAACAGAUAGAGAAAAAACAUACUUCGGUAGAAAAUCCGUCGACGAUCUGUUGUCAAGCCGCUUCUGGUCAAUAUUAUUUCAAGAUUUGCUGCAAGAUCUCGAAGUUCGAGCUAACAUUCAGCCUAGCGAAUUGGACAGGGACAUUGACUAAGGGAUGUCACUCUUCGUGA